AUGGGUUCUCGGUUCUCCGUCCCUGAAGGUGAAACCUUGAGGAUUGUGAUGAUUGGUAAGACAGGAGUCGGGAAAAGUGCUUCUGGUAAUACCAUACUGGGCCGAAAUGCAUUUAAAUCUGAGGCGAGUGCAAAAUCUGUGACUAAGCAAUGCCACCGGGAACGUGCACAUUUCCGGAGAGAUAUUGAAGUUGUUGAUACCCCCGGGAUCCUGGAUACAGAUCAAGACCCUGAAUUCAUAAGGACAGAGUUAACCAAAUGCAUUCAUUUGACCUCUCCCGGCCCCCACGUCUUCCUGCUUGUCUUGCAGUUGGGAAGGUUUAUGGAAGAAGAAGAAAACUGCGUGCAAGCUCUGCAGAAACUAUUUGGUCCUGAGGUAUCCCGAUACAUGAUUGUUUUAUUCACACGAGGAGACGAGCUUGGUGGAGCAACAGUACAGGAGUAUGUGAGAAAUGGCCAUCCAAAACUUCAAGAGGUGAUCAGGAGAUGUGGCGGCCGUUAUCAUGUGUUCAACAAUAAGAAAAUGCGUAAUAGACGUCAAGUGGUGCAACUGGUUAAGAUGAUGGACAACAUGGUGGCAAGCAACGGGGGAAAACACUAUAGUGAUGAGGUGUUUAAAGAGCCAGAAACAGGGAAGCCUCUCAACUUUGAGACCCUAAGGGAACUAUUAGUGAGAAUCGUUGGGUUUCAGCACAUGCUCACUCAAACGUUGUCUCAGGCACCAAGCAAUCUCGGAUAUGGCAAGGUAGUCACAGAAACAGUGCCCCUUCAUACAGAAAACUUUCAGUUUAAUGUAGCUGUAGCAUCAGAGCACAAAAUGGGUUUGCGGUUCUCCGUCCCUGAAGGUGAACGUUUGAGGAUUGUGAUGAUUGGUAAGACAGGAGUCGGGAAAAGUGCUUCUGGUAAUACCAUACUGGGCAAAAAUGCAUUUUUAUCUUCAGCGAGUAGACAAUCUGUGACUGUGUACUGUCAGUGUGAACGUGCAAAAUACCGGAGAGAUAUUCGAGUUGUUGAUACUCCCGGGAUCCUGGAUACACAUGAAGACCGUGAAAAUAUAGAGAAAGAGAUAGCCAAAUGCAUGUAUGUGACCUCUCCCGGCCCCCACGUCUUCCUGCUUGUCCUCCAGGUGGGAAGGUUUACGGAAGAAGAAGAAAACUGCGUGGAAGCUCUGCAGAAACUAUUUGGUCCUGAGGUAUCCCAAUACAUGAUUGUUUUAUUCACACGAGGAGACAAGCUUGGUGGAGCAACAAUACAGGAAUAUGUGAGAAAUUGCCAUCCAAAACUUCAAGAGGUGAUCAGGAGAUGUGGCGGCCGUUAUCAUGUGUUCAACAAUAAGAAAAUGCAUAAAAGACGUCAAGUGGUGCAACUGAUUAAGAUGAUGGACAACAUGGUGGCAAGCAACGGGGGCAAACACUAUAAUUUUGAGAUGUUUGACGCUGCAGAAAAAGAGAUCAAAACCCAUUGCCUUGACAUAAAUGUUUCAGGAGGGAAGCUACCCAAUUUAGCAUUCAUGGGGGAACUGUUGGCGAGAAUCAUUGAGUUUCAACACAUACUUACUCAAAACAUUGUCCCAGGCACCAUCUCGAACAAGGCAAGGCAGUCACAAACCCCAGUGCUCCUUCACACAUAA
Molecule: messenger RNA, 1629 nt
Organism: Nerophis lumbriciformis (worm pipefish)
Lineage: Eukaryota; Metazoa; Chordata; Actinopteri; Syngnathiformes; Syngnathidae
Source: RefSeq, a predicted model, not a curated record